UCCCCCACUCCUUGGAGUCGCAUUGGCUUUGAGACCUUUGCCCUGACAUGGCGCAAACCCCAGGCCUGUCUUGGGUCAGUGAAGCUGUGUCCCAGGUGCCCAGGCCGAGAGCCUAUUUGCCUGAAUCCAUAUCUGCUCUGUUCCUGCCAAAAUCCACACCUGAGCAAUGGGAAAUGUACUCUUGUGUUCUGUGCCUAAUGGACCCAUCCUGUCCCGUGGCAGGCUGCCCGGCUGGUGGCCCAUCCGCUUAUGGGGCUCCUCUGCCCUCCUUCCUGCCCUCCUCCUCUCACUGUCUUGUCUUUACACAUCCUCCCAUGGCUUAGGUUGUCCCCAUCUUGCCAUUGAAACUAACCUUGCCUGUGUCCCCUUCCUCAGAGGCCUGACUCCCCGCUCCGGCUAAGCUAAUCCAUUCAUGGGUGCCAAGGGGCUGACACUGGGCCCCCGCUCUGGGCCAAGCACUAUCUCAGGUGCUGGGAAUACUCAGAUAGCUGAAGCAUUUGACUGCCUUCUGGAAGCUCUGAGUCUGGUGGGAAAGUCCGGCAAAAACAGAGAAUUACAGUCCCAGUGAUGGUCACUGCAGGAACACAGGCGGGGUGGGCAAGGCCUGAGCGCAUCGGGGAGGCACUACCAGACAGGUCGCAUUUGACCUGAGCCUUGAAGGACAAGUAAGCGUUUGCCAGCUGGAGAGGGUGGGAAAAGAAUUCCACGCAGAGGGAAUAGCAUUAGCCAAGGCCUGCUGGUGGGGCAGUGCGUGGCAUGUUGAGGAAGAAGUGAACGGCAGAUAGAGUGGAGUAAAGACUCGGGAGAUGAUGCCAGAGAAAAUGUUCAGGGGCCAGGUCCUGCAGCCUCAAAUGCCAGGCUAAAGGGUUGAACGUGAUUCUCAACAAAGAGCCUCCAAGGGCCUGCUGUAUGCCCAGCCUAGGACCACAGGAGGAGAAUGAAGCAGAGGGGGCAGCUACAGCUGUGAUCCGGGUGAGCAGUGAUGGGGUGGCCCAGCAUCAGUGGGCAGUUCUGUAUAUUAUCUACCCUCAUGACGCCAUCUUCGCCCACAGGAAGAGUCUGGAGGUGGGCACCGGGGGUCUCAGCUCACACGUGGGUCUGCUGCCCAGUUACCGUGGGAUCAGUCUGGCUGCCUGCUUCUCCUUGCUAGGAAGAGUCCCAAGGAGGCAACUUUGUUGGGCCUGUGUAGACAUGGGCACAGUGCUUCAAACAGUCACUCCAGGGGCCAGGACAUGUAUGGACUCGAGGCAAGGUGCCUGGGAGAGUGAGGCAUACAAGGAGGAGCCAUGAGCUGCCCAAGAAAGCAAAGGGCCCCGGCAGUCACAAAGAGCAGCUCACCCAGGCCCUGGGAGAGGCCGCUCUGGACACCAUGUCCUCAGUGACUGUGAUGGGCACAGAGCUUUGCACAUUGGAAAGAGUCACAGAAAAGAUUGCCAUGCUUGCUAGUGUGGUGACAGCUGGCCUCUCUCCACUGGCUGUGAUAUUCGGGCAGCCAGACACAGGGUAUCUGCCCAGGACAGGGCUGGGGGGUGCACCUCAGAGGGAUGCACACAGCUCACUUCUGGUCUGUUUCUUCAGUCCCUUUGUCCUGGGACGGCACCUGCUUACCCUGAUUGUGUUGGUGACUCCAGCCAGCAAGAUGGCAAAUGCCUACAUCCCUGAUAGUGCCCCCCUCUUAGAGCGAGCACACGGUUGGCUGCUCCAGGCCAUCUUGUGAGGUCUCCUUUCAACAUCAAGAGCCUGUUGUGCUGUUGCCACAUCCUGAGUUCUGGGCUGCAAGCCACCCUGCUACUCACCGAUGCCGGGAGAGCAACCGAUCUGGGAAGUGUCGCAAGUUCCUAUGGAGGAAGACCGCCUAACACAGAGGCUAAACACAGGCUGUAGAACCAGCCCGACGUGCUCAAAUCCCAGUGCCUCACGCCCCAGCCCGGUGACCCAGGGAGAGUGCUUUCAUGUUUCUGAGCCUCCUACCCUCAUCUGUGAACUAGGGGCAAGGCCUAUGAUCAGGGGUCGGCAAGAUAACCCAGGUUUCUGGGACUCCUCGCUGAAUCCUCCACAAGAAAGAGGGAAGCCAGCAGAGCCUCCAAGAGACCGGGCCCCCGGAUCCCCGCAAGUCUCCAGCCUCAGGCCCACAGCCCAUGACGCAAACUGUGCCUGUGAAAUCGAGCUGUCGGUAGGAAAUGACCGCCUGUGGUUUGUGAAUCCUGUUUUCAUCGAGGACUGCAGCAGCGCCCUGCCCACCGACCAGCCACCUCUUGGAAGCUGCCCUGCACACCCCUUGCCACCCACGUCUGAUACUACCUCGCCCACCUCCAGGUGGGCCCCACGCCGCCCACCACCUCCUCCCCCAGUGCUGCCCCUGCAGCCCUCCAGCCUAGCCCAGCCCCCUCUGCUCCCUGCUUCUGCACCCGCCCCUGCCUGUCCUUUGCCCACCUCUCCCCCAGUGCCUUCCCCCCACGUCACACCCCAUGCCCCAGGUCCCCCAGACCAUCCGAGCCAGCCGCCCAUGACGGCCUGUGAGAGACUCCCAUGCCCCACUGCAGGCCUGGGCCCCCUCAGGGAGGAAGGGAUGAAACCAGGGGCAGCCUCCGGUCCCUUGCAGCAGGCCUCCCCCCCGCCACUGCCUGCGAAGAAGAACCUUCCCACUGCCCCUCCCAGACGCCGCGUUUCUGAGAGGGUGUCCUUAGAAGACCAAAGUCCGGGGAUGGCGGCAGAGGGGGACCAGCUCAGCCUGCCUCCCCAAGGGACCUCAGACAGCCCUGAGGACACGCCCCGGGGGAGCACGGAGCAAGGCCAGGACACAGAGGCGAAAGCCAGCGAUCCUGACAACAUGCCGGAGCUGCCCAGGAAGGCCAAACAACCCCCAGUCCCACCCCCCAGGAAGAAACGGAUCUCUCGACAACUGGCCUCGACCCUCCCAGCUCCCUUAGAGAACGCUGAGCUCUGCACACAGGCGAUGGCCUUGGAGACACCCACGCCGGGUCCACCCAGAGAGGGCCAAAGCCCUGCUUCUCAGGCUGGGACUCAGCACCCUCAGGCCCAGGCCACUGCCCAUUCCCAGAGCUCUCCAGAGUUCAAGGGCUCCCUGGCCUCCCUCUCAGAUAGCUUGGGGGCGUCUGUCACGGCCACCGACCAGGACUCCUACUCCACUAGCAGCACGGAGGAGGAGCUGGAGCAGUUCAGCAGCCCCAGCGUGAAGAAGAAGCCCUCGAUGAUCCUGGGCAAGGCCCGGCACCGGCUGAGCUUUGCCAGUUUCAGCAGCAUGUUCCACGCUUUCCUCUCCAACAACCGCAAGCUGUACAAGAAGGUGGUGGAGCUGGCGCAGGACAAGACCUCGUACUUUGGCAGCCUGGUGCAGGACUAUAAGGUGUACAGCCUGGAGAUGAUGGCGCGCCAGACCUCCAGCACGGAGAUGCUGCAGGAGAUUCGCACCAUGAUGACCCAGCUCAAGAGCUACCUGCUGCAGAGCACGGAGCUCAAGGCCCUGGUGGACCCCGCCCUGCACUCUGAGGAGGAGCUCGAAGCAAUUGUAGAGUCCGCCUUGUACAAAUGUGUCCUGAAGCCCUUGAAGGAAGCCAUCAACUCAUGCCUGCAUGAGAUCCACAGCAAGGACGGUUCGCUGCAGCAGCUCAAGGAGAACCAGCUAGUGAUCCUGGCCACCACCACCACCGACCUAGGUGUGACCACCAGCGUGCCGGAGGUGCCCAUGAUGGAGAAGAUCCUGCAGAAGUUCGCUGGCAUGCACAAGGCCUACUCACCCGAGAAGAAGAUCUCCAUCCUGCUGAAGACCUGCAAACUCAUCUACGACUCCAUGGCCCUCGGCAACCCAGGGAAGCCCUAUGGGGCGGAUGACUUCCUGCCUGUGCUCAUGUAUGUGCUGGCCCGCAGCAACCUCACGGAGAUGCUUCUCAAUGUGGAGUACAUGAUGGAGCUCAUGGACCCCGCCCUGCAGCUGGGGGAGGGUUCCUACUAUCUGACCACCACCUACGGGGCCCUGGAGCACAUCAAGAACUACGACAAGAUCACGGUGACCCGGCAGCUAAGCGUGGAGGUGCAGGACUCCAUCCAUCGCUGGGAGCGCCGGCGUACGCUCAACAAGGCCCGGGCCUCCCGCUCCUCCGUGCAGAACGGUCGGCCCAGCUGGGAAGCCAGGCAGGGAAGCCUCUGCAGGCUCGCGGCAGAGACCGGAAAGGCGCAGGACUUCAUCUGCGUGUCGUACCUGGAGCCCGAGCAGCAGGCGCGGACGCUGGCGUCGCGGGCGGACACCCCAGCCCAGGCGCUGUGCGCGCAGUGCGCGGAGAAGUUCGCAGUGGCUCGGCCGCAGGCGCACCGGCUGUUCGUGCUGGUGGACGGGCGCUGCUUCCAGCUGGCGGACGACGCGCUGCCGCACCGCAUCAAGGGCUACCUGCUGCGCAGCGAGCCCAAGCGCGACUUCCAUUUUGUCUACCGGCCCCUGGACGGUGGCGGCGGCGGCGGGAGCCCACCCUGCCUGGUGGUGCGGGAGCCCAACUUCCUGUGAGUCCCUCCCGGGGCGCCUUCCCUCACCCCCAGGCGCACAUCUGGCUCUGCCUCUGGCUGCGCAUUCCCGACAGCGAUGUCCACGCAGCACAGGGACAUGGGCCAUUCCAUGACGUGCCCAGGCCAACGUCGCAGGACAGUUGUGAAAAUAACAUGACGCGCGGCCAAGACCACUUCCUGAGGGCAAGUCAUAGAGCACUGAGACACUGAGAGGCCAUGUUCUUCAUGAGACAGAAAGGGAAACUGAGACUCAGAGAGGAGAGAGGCGCUCCAGGCCGCUGCAGCCAACAAACCCGCGUCCUCUUCACACGCAGCUCCUUAGGCCAUUCCCCAUGAGUCCCCCACACCCACCCUAUCCUCGGUCUUUGCAAAGACGGGCCCGAGCUUAGUUUCCCCAGGACUGGCCAAGGAAGGGGCACUGGCCACAGCUGCUCCCCGCGCCCCUCAGGGUGGACCCAGCAUCUCAGGAGCACCUCAGGGUGUGGGUUAAGAGACAGGCCUCCACCCCUGCACCAGAGCCUGUCCUUAGCUCCCAGUGCCCCCAGACCCCGCAGGUCUGUGCCCCGCAAGAAGCAGCCAGACACACGCCGGGGCGCCAAGCAGGGCCAGCUCCAUGGACCCAUGGACAAGCCCAGCCCCGCCUCAGGGAAAACAGGGCCUUUCCCUACAGGACACGCCCCAGAGCUGUGGCAGAUUGCAGGAGCCAUCGUGUGGGGAGAAUUUAAUAAAAAUCCCUUUUGAAAAUGA
Molecule: messenger RNA, 5265 nt
Organism: Piliocolobus tephrosceles (Ugandan red Colobus)
Lineage: Eukaryota; Metazoa; Chordata; Mammalia; Primates; Cercopithecidae
Gene: RIN3
Product: Ras and Rab interactor 3
Exons: 7
Coding region: 1799-4519 (906 amino acids)
Biological process (GO): vesicle-mediated transport; signal transduction
Cellular component (GO): cytosol; endocytic vesicle
Molecular function (GO): small GTPase binding; guanyl-nucleotide exchange factor activity
Source: RefSeq, a predicted model, not a curated record